Molecule: messenger RNA, 2292 nt
Organism: Guillardia theta CCMP2712
Lineage: Eukaryota; Cryptophyceae; Pyrenomonadales; Geminigeraceae
Exons: 7
Coding region: 1-2292 (763 amino acids)
Molecular function (GO): 2',3'-cyclic-nucleotide 3'-phosphodiesterase activity; RNA 2',3'-cyclic 3'-phosphodiesterase activity
Source: RefSeq, a predicted model, not a curated record
AUGGACGUCGGUGAAGGAAGUAGGAUUCAGAGGCAACCUUCAUUGUUUCAGCCAGACGCUCAUAGCAGGAGUUCGCGAAAACCCCAUGCAGAUGUGAAUACUGAUUUUCCUGCAAAUGUCUUGAAACCAGCUGUGUAUUAUAAUUUCUCUAAAUUAGGCUUCAAGCUAGAGCAUACGGUCAACAAUCCCUCCCAAUCUACCGAGGCCUUUCUUGGAGACACUCCGCAAGUUGAUGAUCGGCCGCAAGAAAUGGAUUCCGUGCAGUCUGAAAUCAAGCGGCUGAAAACGGAGCUGGACAAGCUCAAGGCAGAACAUCGGGAUAUAAACGAGAUAUCGGACAAGCUCUCUACUGAGCUAAUGCAGCCUGCUGUGCACUCAUACGCACAAAUAUCUGCGCUCAAGAAGAGGAAGCUCAUGCUCAAAGAUAGAAUCCUAGUGUUGGAAAGAAAAAUAUCGAGCUUGGAAAGCGAUGACAAAGCACCCAAUAACUUUGAAGGUAGACAAUUCACAGACCAGGACACUGAAAUCUCAGAAGAUGACGUCAAGGACUUCGACUUAAGGGAGAAUGCUUCCUCAUAUGCUAUGAAGGAGCAAAAAUUUCGGCAUGCAAGGAUUCAAUUCUCAGAUAUCAGUGGAAACCUGUGGAAUGAGCCAGAAAAUGAGGCUUUGAGGGAGAUGAUUUUGAGACUGAACGACCUCGGAUUGCGCCCUGAGACGGUACCUCCGCACAAGGACAGCUACUUCCUGUCGCUCAUGAAAGGGUUACAAUGUGCUGGGCUUAGGCCUCGCGGCUACGAUUUUAGAGAACAGACGGUUAUGGGGAGCGGGAAGCAAUAUCCAUUUGCUGCUAAGCGCGCAAGACAGGAUGUCUUAUCUUUGUUGUCAUCACAGAUUGAUAAACUGAAUGGAAUAGCGGGCUGGAAACUCAGUGCACAGGAGUUCAAACGAUACUUUUCGAAAGCAUGGUGGAACGUUCCGGCCGCUCGAGAUGACCUUUUCAUGGCCUCUGCACAUCUGUACUCUGUUCGAAUUGUUUGCUACUCCAUCACCUCGGAAGGACUUGAUGAACAAAUCUAUGAUCCUCCUGGUGACAACCCCCCACGGGCAACGAUAAGAGUUUGCCGUAAAGGAGAUCAUGUCAUUUCUACUUCUCCAGCCAAGGGCAUUACGGAUAUUCGGUCUGUGUUUGCUCCUCCUACCAUCGGAAAGCCCACAAAGUUGAUGAGGAAACGUCUCAUGGAGGAGAAUUUGGGCCUGUUUGACGUCCCCGACGAAGACGAGAAGGAGGAAUCUGAAGCAUUCGAAGAUCUGAGUCAGAAUGAAGAAAGUGUGCAAGAGGACGACGAGAUAGUCGAGAGCAGCGCGUAUGAGAUUCAACGAAAAGUGGGUGCUGUCUAUGAAACGCAGGUUGCCACGAAGAGAAUAUUCGCAACAAUAUCCUUGUCCGAGCAUUCCAAGGUUCAGCUGACAAAACUGCUCGACACCAUUCGACGGGAAUUUCCUCUUGACUCAAAGUUGCUCGACAGUCUGGUGCGAUGGAUUGAUCCGAAUACGAUGCAUAUUACGAUUCAAACGUUUGACGUUCCUGGAGAGUCCAUGGACGAGGUUCUGCAGUCUGUACAAGAGGCAGUGCGGACGGCAAACAUCAGUCCUUUCAAGGUCGCCACAGGUGAACUCGGAUGUUUCUGGCACGCGGCUGGGUCCGGAUGGGGAAGAAUUCCCCGAGUGAUCUGGCUGGGCCUGGACGAUCAGAGUCUGCCGCAGCUCGUCGAGCUGCACGAUGCUCUCCGCCGCUCGUGCGCAGCAAAGAGUCUUGUGGACCCGCGGCCCUUCUGCGCUCACAUCACCCUAGGGAAGAGUCGGACCAAGGGCAACCUGAACUCCAACGAGCGGCGGAGCUUGAGGGCCUUCGGCAAGUGGAUUCAGGACACGCAGCGAUCGACUGCAUUGCAGAGCCUCUUGGAGGAAACGAAUCGUAACGGACAGUCGAGGAACUCGGCGAAGCAGGAGGCGAGGGCGAUGACGAGUGGGAGAGGUGCGAAGAGGCAUCGGUCAUGGAUGCAAAAGACACGGAGACAUCGAACGCGAGAGCGGAGGAUGGGGGAACUGAACUCGGAGCUGUUCGACAGUCUGGUGGUGGAGGGAGGGAAGGAAAGUCUUGUGCCGGAGAUUGAGAUGGAGAUCGCUGAGAUCGACGUGUUGGAGGCUGUCAGAGUGCCUGGCUCGAAGCAGGUCUCCUACAAGAAGCUCAUGAGCCUGCCCCUCUUCCCCGACGACUCCGCGUGUACAUAG